GGGUAAAGAUGGCGGGCACAACGUCCAUCGAAGAUAUUCUUUCGUCUGUGGUCGACGAAACAGCAGUAAGCGCACUGAUUGGAUCACUUGAGUCUAAACUCGCUGCUGGAAACACUGCAGCAACUUCCAGUUCACUCGAUACAGCCGCUGUUGGCUCAAAUCAUGUGAGCAAACCUGGUGCAACUCCAGGGGACGUGACCGAGAAUUCAACGCACCCGACCGCAUCGCAAAUCAACGCGGGCCAAGAUGGACCGGGUACGGCCGCCGCGGUCCCCACCGUCGUGGUCACGGCAACUUUGCAACAGCCCUCCUCUGGCGGGGAUAAGGCCCCCGACAACCUCGCCUCCAUUGCUUCUGGAACUGCUGCUAAUGCCCAGAACAGUAAGGAGCAGAAUCCAAGCACAGCGCCAGCAGUUCAGGAGAGCAAUAAUCGCCCUGGGAAUGGGAUCGCAAUCAACAGUGCCGUUGCCAACUCCAGCAGCGCCAAGCCAACGCCGUCUGCUCCCAGUCCUACACCACCAACGUGUGUACGAGUCAUUACACUACCGGGUGGCACCGCAUUAACUACUGUUUCAACUGCUGCAAAUAUAUCCAACAUCAGUGUUGUCAAAAGUGCAGUGCUAGAUUCGAAAGCAAGAACAGUUGUGAAAUUAGGCAGUGUGCAACAGCAAGGACAACCAGUAACACAAUCCGGCACAGCACUGACUACAGUAACAAGCAGUGUCUUAAGUUCUGGCUCAGCACCGAGCACAGGAAUCAGUGGACAGAGUCAGGCCAACUCAGCACAAACAAUAAGGGAACAUCUGACAACCGGUGCAAAGCAACCCAUUAAAACAGCUGUUGUAGCCCCAACACCGCACCAAACGGCAUCACCUGUGAGUGCAGCCACUACGCAGCCCCAGAUAGUUCUGCGGCCUGCGCCUUCAUUACAGGUUCAAACUCCCAGCAUCAAGUCCAAUGCUUCCAGCGGUUCAGUUGUCACCCUGGCAACCACGACCGUAUCCCAAGUGAAACUGUCAAGCGUUGCCACUUCUGGACAGCCUAACCUUAUCGCUGCAAGCCCUCAGGUGCAACAUGUACGAUUAACGUCACCACAAGUAAUCGCUCCCCGAACGCCUGGUGGUGGAGCUGUGCAGUUUCGUCUGCCACAGGGUACAUCUUUACCUCCAGGUGUCAUGUUGAUAAACAAGGACGGUAACAUCCAUGCUGUGGUGAACAGUUCAAUUGGCCCUGGGAGCCAAAUACAGCAUUUACCAAGUGGGACAGUGCCAGGGGCUGUCACAUUCAGACAGGUGCAGCCUGGCUCCCCAGCAUUACAGAGACCUAGUUCCCAGUCCACCUCUGCUGUCCAGUCCAGCAUACCUGUACGGCCUAACGUGGGUCAGCUUCUGAACACCACCAAUGCAACUGUGGGUCAGCUGAAGGGAGGCGCCCAGGUCAUGGUGGGAGGAUCGCCCGUGACGUUUGUGUCCAAAGCUGAUGGCCCCAGAUCGCCUGUCAGCAUAAGUGGCCAAGGGGUGCAAGCGGCCACCCCCAAGAUGGUGGGUGUGUCAGCGGGUGGGACUGUGGCCGUGACGGUAUCCGGGGUGCAGCGUGCCGUUUGUGUUGGUGGGACGCCCGGUGUGGGACAGCCAGUUGUAGUUGGUGCCCAGCCCCAGCCCAUACCAAUGUCUCAGUCUGCCAUGGAAAAUGUUAAGAAGUGCCGGAACUUUCUGACAACAUUGAUAAAGUUGGCAUCCAAUGGUAACCAGCCGGCAGAAACCGUCAAGAAUGUCAAAGAACUUGUACAGAAUUUGAUUGACGGUAAAACGGAACCUGAAGAGUUCACCUUGAAACUUCAGAAGGAAUUGAAGUCCUCCCCUCAACCCUACCUUAUUCCCUUCCUGAAGAAAAGUUUGCCCCUGCUUCGCCAGACACUUCAAAAAGGCGGGUCCUUACAGAUCCAAGGGCUGAGCGCACCCACCAUCACAGCAGCGCAGACCAUGGAUUCGUCCAGUCCAGCCACCACAGGGACUUUGUCUAGCAUUGCGGCUUCCCAGCCAACCCUCGUCUCCACCCUGGCCACGGGACCGGGCAAAGCCCCCACGCUCAACCUGACGCCGCAGCAGUUGCAGCAACUUCACCUGCAGCAGCAGCAGGCAGCGGCCAAGAGCAAACAGCAGAAUAUGAAGGUCACACAGCUUCAGAGUUUUGCCCAGAAGUCUAAGCCACAGACGUUAACAAGUUCGUCCAGCAAGUCCCCCACCCCUAGCCACUCCAGCUCCUCCCGGUCCAGCCAGUCCAAGAGUCACUCUAGCAAGUCCUCCUCUAGCAAGAGCAGUAGCUCCUCCUCCAGUACCAGUAAAAAGGACAAGGUCAAGGACCAUUCGUCAUCUGGAUUUAAGGAUGAUGAUGACAUCAAUGAUGUCACUUCCAUGGCCGGUGUCAAUCUGUCAGAGGAGAGCGCCCGCAUCCUCGCAACCAAUGCCGACUUUAUCGGUACCCAACUCCGCUCCAUCAAGGAGGAGAAGUUCCUUUUCUCUGCACCACUCCAGUCCAAAGUUAACAAAAUCUGUGUCAAGCAUGGCAUCCAGGAGGCCUCACCCGAUAUGAUGGAGCUGGUCUCACAUGCAGCUCAAGAAAGACUCAAGGGGCUCGUGGAGAAACUUGGAGUCAUAGCCAAGCACCGAAUGGAAAUCUACCGGAACGACUCCAGAUAUGAAGUAACUAGUGAUGUACGGACACAAUUAAAGUUCUUUGAGCAGCUGGAUUCACUGGAAAGAAAGCGAAGAGACGAACAGGAACGAGAGCUUCUGUUACGAGCUGCUAAGAGUCGCUCAAAGCAAGAGGACCCAGAGCAGGCCCGGCUGAAGCAGAAAGCCAAGGAGAUGCAGCAGAUGGAGCUAGAACAGAUCCGUCAACAGGAGGCCAACAUGACGGCCCUGGCUGCCAUCGGGCCACGAAAGAAGCGGAAGGUAGAUUCACCCACCCCAGGAUCGUCACCAGGGUCUGGUUCCUCAUCUCUCGGUAUGGGAGGUUCCUCAGGGAGUCCAUCAGUCACAACACAGAUUCGGCGUAUCAAGAGAGUUAAUUUCCGGGACCUCAUCUUUCUCAUGGAGCAGGAACAAGAGACAAAAAAAUCACACGUUCUGUUUAAAAUGUUCUUGAAGUAACUCCCGCUUGCCCUGUCAGCCCCACUGUCUUCCCAUGAUGCUCUGUAAACCUUCCCACGAUGUGCCACUGAGGGAUGGCUGAAUCAGACAGAGACAGCUCUUCUUACGAACUGAAAAUUCAUCACCAGUCUAUAUAUAUAGAACGUCCAAAAGGCACACACUUUCUCGGACUAGUUUAAAUCGGUGUGAGCUUGUGUGAACUUUGCAAAAUGGCAAACUCGUUGUGUUGCGGUGCUGCACAAUACAUUUUGCACAACAUCGUAUUGGUUUUUCAUUUCCAGUCACAUGAAGUUGAUAAAGAGUUUCAAUCAUGUCCAAGUGAAAUAACAUGUAUAGAGAGUGCCUAUUGUACAUUGUAUUCAGUUGUUUGCGGGCAUGUGAUAGAGCAUCAUAAAGGCUUGUAAUGUCAUAAGCAGUCUGCCAGCUGUUUGGCUUGGAAAUAUGCGAGAGCCUGCUGUCGUGUAUUGUAACUGACUCAGCAUUUCUACCAUUCCCUGUUGUCUCUCUGACAUGCACUUAAUUAGGCCUCCAGAUUAGUCUUUUGGCCGUAACAGUACUCAAUAUCACAUUGCUGGUGCUGCAAGAGUCACCAAUCUAUUGUUAGAAUAUUCAAGUUUGAGUCACGAUAACCACCUUUUCAGACACAAAUUGCAGUCCUGGUUUUGGCCAGGGUUAUUUCCCACCUUAGAACAACUUUAACACCACCAUGACGGACAUCCAUACCAAAAAGGUUUUGUGCAAGCAACAUCUAGCCGUGUAUUUACACUACAUCUAUUGCAUUUGGUGAGCUUUCAGUCCAUAAUACAGAUAUGAUUGAUUCCUUUUUUUAUAGUUUGCCAAAGCAGGAACACACAGGGAUUGCAAUGAUAGGGUAACUUUUAAUAACGGGAAUGAAAAAAAUGUAAUGCUUAUUUUCAAUAUCGUCUGCCACAGCUUUGGUGAUAUUUCUUAUUUAUGAGAUCAUGUUUCAGGUCAGAUUUAUUAUUAUUUGUUUCAGUUUGUGGGAUGUGAUUUUUGUCAUUACCUGCAGAACAGAACUCUAAAUUAAAUGCAAGGAAGAUGGUUAAUUUCUCAGACAAACAUUUAGGAACUGAAGCUGUCACAAAAAGUGCAAACGUUUGCCUCGCCAUGAUACAUGCACCAUUGUGACUUUGUUUAAGCGCUCACUUUUAUAUCGGACGUCAUCUCAACUUGAAAAUAGUAAAGAUAAUUCUUUGUGAAUUUUCCCACAAAGACAUGCUCACGGUGGUACAUUUGAAGACAAAGUGUUUAGAAAUUAUUGUAAAAUUCAUGAGAAAUAGCUUCAUAGAGGAUUUGGUUUCAACUCUUGUUUAUAGUAUUGAAAUUGAUAAUUUAUCAGUGUAAGAUAUUAGUUUGGUCCUAGGGAAAGAGUGUUUUAUGAUAUGACUGGACAGUGUCUCAGCUGUUGUCGGUCUUCAGACGAUUAAGUUAUUGGUUAACAUCUUUCUGCACGUAAUGUGGUGUUUUAAAAUUAUAAAUGCACAAACCGGAGUGAAAAAAAUACUCGACAGCCAGGCCACAGUGCGUAGGGAUCGGUGUAGAGAUUGAGCUGUAAUAAAAAAUUGAUCGAUCCAGAGUCUGCUUGUGUAAUCAGAAGUCACAAGCUAUUCAGAUGAACUUUACUCAAGUUUUCAUCCCCGGCCUUUUAUUCAACUUGUCGUUUCACUCAUCACAGACUUGUGACAGGCCCGAUUUCAACAGAGUUGCAACGUGAAAGAACCACCGACUUUCCUGCGUUGUUGCAUUGUAGCAUGACUGGAAAAUUCUAUUCUUUGUUGUAGUGUUGUAGCCAACCAGACCAAGUUGAAUACAAUGGGUCAGCCAGAAGUGCAGCUUAUGUUGACACAUAAGAAUAUGCUGUAGCAUUACAUUUCAUGUUGUAGCACAACCUAUCACAAAACAACGUACCCAUGAUGACAACAUGGAGGGCCCUUGGUAGUCUGUGUGUCACUUGUGGCUUAUCAACGCUGAAAGGCAAACAUGUUUGGCAAUGAUAACCUCACAUCAGUCACUGUUGCGUUGUCUCCAGGAUUGCCUGAUGACAACGCUUGAUAAACCAAUCGCUUUAAUAGCUCAGGUGAGACAAUGGCAAUGCUACAUAUCAGAGUCACUGGAAAGGCCAGACCAAUUGCUGACUUCCAGUUUGUGUACAUGUAGUUGUAAGACUGACCAGGAAUACAUGCAUAUCUGUAAGCGUGGACAACAGAGCCGUACGACUCAGUUAAGAGUUGCAGUAUAUAUUUUUUUUUUCAGAGACACACACGGGACAAUAUUGUGUUCCAGACCAACCACCGAAUCUCACGGUAACUUUGUGUGCAUGCCAGCUCCCCCAUCGUGCAUGUUUAUUGUCUUUAUUGAAGUUUGUUCAUGAUCAUCCAGAAUAAAAUUAGUUCGGCAAUUCGGACUAUUUUUUCAGUGAUGCCCAGCAAGUGGUUGAAAGAGAAAAAAAAGAGACUGAUUCCACGAGGAUAAAACAUGAAGUGUUCGUCCAUUUGUUUGUUUUAAUUUCAGGGCCUUCAAUUUGUAGCACAUAGUCAAAAUGAACUUAUCGUUAUGUUCAUACCUGGCUACUUUUUGGGAAAUUAAAUGAUUUUUGUAUAAAGUAAUAUUACUGUAUAAAGAAUCCAACAUAGCUCUUGUAAAGAGAAUCAUGUUAAUUGCCGGGUCUGUUUGAAAUUGAGGACGCCCGCUGUAGUCCAGUCAGCUUGUUUAACCUUUGACCUCGUGUCUAUAUGUAUAAAAGAAUGGGGCCGCGAGGCAGAAACAAGAGUUGACCUUUAUUUGUUGACAUUUUUGUGUAUCUAGAAAAUUGUUAUAAUUUUAUUACGGAGAAAGAAAGAGCAAGACGGAAAGAACAUGGAAUGGAUACAUUACAUUUACAGUGUGAAACCUGUUCAAAUAAAACAUUUAUUACUUUUAACGA
Molecule: messenger RNA, 6096 nt
Organism: Acanthaster planci (crown-of-thorns starfish)
Lineage: Eukaryota; Metazoa; Echinodermata; Asteroidea; Valvatida; Acanthasteridae
Product: transcription initiation factor TFIID subunit 4B-like
Biological process (GO): transcription initiation at RNA polymerase II promoter; DNA-templated transcription
Cellular component (GO): transcription factor TFIID complex
Molecular function (GO): DNA binding; RNA polymerase II general transcription initiation factor activity; protein heterodimerization activity
Source: RefSeq, a predicted model, not a curated record